Trichosurus vulpecula (common brushtail) is the source of this 7219-nucleotide messenger RNA. RefSeq names its product nuclear receptor coactivator 1 (gene NCOA1). Gene Ontology annotation, molecular function: protein dimerization activity; nuclear receptor binding. NCBI's taxonomy places the organism in Eukaryota, Metazoa, Chordata, Mammalia, Diprotodontia, Phalangeridae. Bases 717 to 5042 code for a protein of 1441 amino acids. Gene Ontology annotation, cellular component: nucleus. The record is from RefSeq and is a predicted model, not a curated record. The transcript has 22 exons. Gene Ontology annotation, biological process: positive regulation of transcription by RNA polymerase II; cellular response to hormone stimulus.
CAUGGCGGCUGUGCAGAGCUGCUGAAAUCCGUGUUCCUCGCGGCCAAAGGAGCGAGGAUUGAGCCGUGAUCUGCUCUCCGCCCUCUCGUCGUGACCCCCCUCCUUCCGAGCAGUGGCCUCUCUCUCCCCCUACUAAGCCUCCCACCCCCACCCCCCCUUAGGGCCUCAGUCUCUCCCUUCGCUGAGGGAGAGCGAGCGAGGGCGCGCGCGCCCGAGUUUUCCUUCAUCCCUCCCCCCCUUGGGGGUGCGGGGGAGGGGAGCUGGGCAGAGCGGGGACCCCGAGGGACCCUGCAGGACUCCGUAGGAGGAGGGGGCUGGGCUCCCGCCGCUGGGGGCCUGGCGGGCUGCAGGCGCCAGCGCUGAGGCGGCGGCUGUCAGCGGGGCCGUCAGCGGGCCCAAGAGCCGAAGGUGGCAGCGGCGGCGGCGGCAGUGGCGGCAGGUCUGUCCAUGUUAAUGGAAUGUUAACUGAAACUAGCAGUGGUGACCUGUGUUACAAUAACAAUUACUCAAGAAUACUUCCAGAUGAAGACCACAUUGGGGAUUCUUGCUUAUGUUAAGUUGCCUUUGCUGUUGGUCUCAAAUAAAUAGACUUCAAAGGUUAAAGUCCUCUCUGGAAAACAUCUUUUCUCCAUUCCUCAGGAGUGUUUCAAUUGACGUGAACUGUUCUGCAUGCUCAUUAUGAACAAAGAAGUCUCCUUGGUGUGAAAUAGCUCAACAUGAGUGGCCUCGGAGACAGUUCGACAGACCCUUCUAACCCAGAUUCCCACAAGAGAAAAGGAUCACCAUGUGACACCCUGGCAUCAAGCACCGAAAAGAGGCGCAGGGAACAAGAAAAUAAAUAUUUAGAAGAGCUGGCUGAGUUACUGUCUGCGAACAUUGGUGACAUUGAUAGCCUGAGCGUAAAACCAGACAAAUGCAAGAUAUUAAAGAAAACUGUCGAUCAGAUUCAGCAAAUGAAAAGGAUGGAACAAGAGAAAACAGCAACUGAUGAUGACGUCCAGAAAUCAGACAUCUCAUCGAGUAGCCAAGGCGUGAUUGAAAAGGAAUCUUUGGGACCCCUUCUUUUGGAGGCCUUGGAUGGAUUUUUCUUUGUUGUGAAUCGUGAAGGGAGAAUUGUAUUUGUGUCAGAAAAUGUGACCAGCUACUUGGGUUACAAUCAGGAAGAACUAAUGAAUACCAGUGUCUACAGCAUACUGCAUGUGGGAGAUCAUGCAGAAUUUGUCAAGAAUCUGCUACCAAAAUCACUAGUAAAUGGAGUUCCUUGGCCUCAGGAGGCAACAAGACGAAAUAGCCAUACCUUUAACUGCCGGAUGCUAAUUCGCCCUCCAGAUGAGCCAGGCACUGAGAACCAAGAAGCUUGCCAGCGGUAUGAAGUAAUGCAGUGUUUCACUGUGUCACAACCAAAAUCAAUCCAGGAAGAAGGAGAAGAUUUUCAGUCGUGUUUGAUUUGUAUUGCACGGCGAUUACCUCGGCCUGCAGCUAUUACGGGUUCAGAAUCAUUUAUGACCAAGCAAGAUACUACAGGUAAAAUCAUCUCUAUCGACACCAGUUCAUUGAGAGCUGCUGGUAGAACCGGCUGGGAAGAUUUAGUGAGGAAGUGCAUUUAUGCCUUUUUCCAGCCUCAAGGCAGAGAGCCCUCUUAUGCCAGACAGCUAUUUCAAGAAGUGAUGACUCGUGGCACUGCCUUCAGCCCAUCCUAUAGGUUCAUAUUGAAUGAUGGGACAAUGCUUAGCGCCCACACCAAGUGUAAACUUUGCUACCCUCAAAGUCCAGAUAUGCAGCCUUUCAUCAUGGGAAUUCAUAUCAUCGACAGGGAACACAAUGUUCUUUCUCCUCAAGAUAACACUAAUUCUGGAAUGUCACUUCCUCGAAUAAACCCAUCAGUAAAUCCUAGUAUCUCUCCAGCCCAGAAUAUGGCCCGAUCAUCCACACUUCCACCAUCUAACAGCAGCAUGGUUACUCCCAGAGUAAAUCAUCAACCAAACUCUGAUCUUCAUAGCAGCAGUAAUAGUAAUUCCAACACCAGCCAAGGGAGCUUUGGAUGUUCACCUGGAAAUCAAGUUGUAGCCAGUGUUGCCUUAAACCAGGGACAGGCUGGUUCCCAGGGCAGUAAUCACUCUUUAAGCCUCAAUAAUUCUCCAAUGGAUAGUACAGGAAUUACCUUAACACAGUUCAUGUCGCCAAGAAGACAGGUUAGCUCUGGAUUGGUAACAAGGCCAAGAAUGCCAAGCAAUUCUUUUUCUCCCAAUAUUCCUUCAUUGAGUUCCCCCAUUGGCAUGGUAGGUAGUGCCUGUGGUAAUCCUAAUAGAACUUAUCCAAACAUCCCAGCAACUUCUUUACAGGGUAUUAAUGAAGGACCCAGUAACUCCAUUGGCUUUUCUGCUACUUCUCCUGUUCUCAGACAGUUGAGCUCACAAAAUUCUCCCAGCAGAAUGAACAUGCUGCCAACAAAAGCAGAAUCCAAAGACGGCAAAGAAAUCACAUCCAUCUUAAAUGAAAUGGUUCAAUCUGACAACAGUUCAAAUGAUGUUAAACCACUGGAGUCAGGCCUCUUGCAUAGCAGUGACAAACUCUCAGAAGGAGAUAAUAAAUACUCUCAAACCAGUCAUAAACUAGUGCAGCUUCUGGCAACAACUGCUGAACAGCAGCUACGACAUACCGAUACCGAUACGAGUGGCAAAGAUGCUUUAUCUUGCUCAGGCACUUCAACUUCAACAGCCAAUAACUCUUCGUCUUCGGGCAACACUUGCCCUUCCUCUCAUAGUUCAUUGACUGAGAGACACAAAAUUCUACACAGGCUCUUGCAAGAAGGUAGCCCUUCAGAUAUAACUACUCUGUCAGUGGAGCAUGACAAAAAGGAUAAUGGAUCUAGUUCUGUGAGUAAUCAAGUGCCAGGGAACUCUAACAUAAAAUUAGAACUGGAGGCUUCAAAGAAAAAGGAAUCAAAGGACCAUCAGCUAUUACGGUACCUUUUAGAUAAAGAUGAGAAAGACUUAAGAGCAGCUCCAGCCUUGAGUCUGGAUGAUGUGAAAGUGAAAGUUGAAAAGAAAGAACAAAUGGAUCCUUGUAACACAACCCCAACCCCACUGACUAAAGCUGCUCCAGAGGAAAUCAAAUUAGAGUCCCAGAGUCAGUUUUCAGGAGACCUUGACCAGUUUGAUCCAUUACUACCAACACUGGAGAAGGCAUCGCAGCUGCCAGGUUUAUGUGAAUCAGAAAGGAUGGAAGGUGGAGGCACUGGGGUGACCAUCAAAUCAGAAAUCCUGCCAACUGCCCUUCAGUCUACCCCAGCCAGACCUCCACCCAGACUGAAUAGAUUGCCUGAACUUGAACUGAGUGGUCUCGAUCAUCAAUUUGGGCAGCCAGGAAUAGAUGACCAGGUUCCAUGGGCAAAUAACACAAUAACUGCUAUGAAUCAAGGACCUCUGAAUAAACCGGAAGACCAGUGUAUCACCUCCCAACUAGAUGAGCUCCUAUGCCCACCAACAACAAUAGAGGGAAGAAAUGAUGAGAAGGCCCUUCUUGAUCAGUUGGUAUCCUUUCUGAGUGGCAAAGAUGAAACUGAACUAGCUGAGCUAGACCGAGCCCUUGGAAUUGACAAACUUGUCCAGGGGGGUGGAUUAGAAGUAUUAACAGAGAGAUUUCAACCACAACAAUCAACACCACCUUUAAUGAUGGAGGAAAGGUCCAACCUGUAUUCUCAGCCUUAUUCUUCAGCUUCACCUACUGCUAAUCUCCCUAGUCCUUUCCAAGGCAUGGUUCGGCAAAAGCCUGCCAUGGGAACUAUGCCAGUUCAAGUACCACCACCUCGGGGAGCUUUUCCUACUAACAUGGGCAUGCAGCCCCGGCAGACUCUAAACAGGCCUCCAGCUGCUCCCAACCAACUUAGACUUCAACUGCAGCAGAGGUUGCAGGGACAACAGCAGUUGAUACACCAAAAUCGGCAGGCUAUCUUAAACCAGUUUGCAGCAUCUGCCCCCGUUGGCAUUAAUAUGAGGUCAGGCAUGCAACAACAGAUCACGCCACAGCCUCCCCUGAAUGCCCAGAUGUUGGCACAGCGACAGCGAGAAUUGUACAGUCAACAGCACCGACAAAGGCAGCUAAUACAACAACAGAGAGCUCUAUUAAUGAGACAGCAAAGCUUUGGGAACAACCUCCCUCCUUCAUCUGGACUCCCAGUUCAAAUGACUUCUCGUCUUCCUCAGGGUGCUCCACAGCAAUUUCCUUACCCUUCUAGUUAUGGUACAAACCCAGGAACUCCUCCAACCUCUACCAGCCCAUUUUCACAACUGACAUCAAAUCCUGAAGCAUCCUUGGCCAGCCGCAACAAUAUGGUCAACAGAGGUAUGACAGGGAAUGUUGGAGGACAGUUUGGUACUGGAAUCAAUCCUCAGAUGCAGCAGAGUGUCUUCCAGUAUCCGGGAUCAGGAUUAGGCCAACAAGGUGAACCCAACUUUACUCCAUCUCUCAGCCCUGGCAGUCCCAUGAUGUCACUACAGAUUCCUCCUUCCCAAAGCCCUAUGCUGCAGCAAACUCAGCCCUCUUCAGGCUACCAGUCACCAGACAUGAAGACCUGGCAGCAAGGAGCAAUUGGCAAUAACAACAUGUUCAAUCAGAACCAGCCUACACCUGCACAGCCAGGAGUAUACAACAAUAUGAGCAUCACCGUAUCCAUGGCAGGAGGAAAUACAAAUGUCCAGAACAUGAACCCUAUGAUGGGCCAGAUGCAGAUGAGUUCAUUGCAGAUGCCAGGAAUGAAUACAGUGUGUUCUGAGCAGAUAAGUGAUCCAGCACUGAGACACACAGGCCUUUACUGCAAUCAGCUUUCAUCAGCUGACAUUCUCAAAACAGAAUCAGAUGGCAGUGCCCAGCAGGUGCAGCAGGUUCAGGUGUUCGCCGACGUCCAGUGUACAGUGAAUCUGGUAGGCGGGGACCCUUACCUGAACCAGCCUGGGCCCCUGGGAUCUCAAAAACCCACAUCAGGUCCGCAGAACCCCCAGGCCCAGCAGAAGAGCCUCCUUCAGCAGCUACUGACUGAAUAACCACUUUUAAAGGAAUGUGAAAUUUAAAUAAUAGACAUACAGAGAUAUACAAAUAUAUUAUAUAUUUUUCUGAGAUUUUUGAUAUCUCAAUCUGCAGCCAUUCUUCAGGUCGUAGUAUAUGGAGCAAAAAAGGGGUUUGCUUUUUGCUGAGGGUUGGGGAGGUGUUUUUUGCUUUGUAAAGGCCUUGGAUAUUGAGAGAGCAACGCGGCAGAACAGUUGGACAAUCGAUUUCUUGAGCCAAAUUUAAUUGUUCUUAUUUUUAUAAUCAGUCAUUGGCUUCUUAUCUGGAUGAAGGCUUUUGGAGGAGAACCAAGAUGAAAAGUUCCAAGUGGAGAAAGAAACUCCAUUUCAGCUGGAUUUGACUCUGACCCCAUUAUGGAGGAAGGGCUUGGUAGCCCUGUGCCCUUCAGCAAAAAAACAACUACAAAAGGCUGUCAUCUUUCUGUAAAGCCUAUCCCACCCCCAGGCAGCUUGUGUGUACAAUCAGCUUCUUCUAGCAAUUCUAUGUCUGUUGGCUUCAAGAAAGUAUUUUGCACCUCCUCCUCCCCAUUCCGUUUUUUUAAAGAUGGUUUAAAUCAAGAUGCCUCCAGCCAUAGAGGCACAAAUGUGUACAUUUGCAAGGGAUUAAAAAGAGAAAGUACAGUUUGGGGGAAAAUGCAAUAAUUUUUUGGAAGGGUUGGGGAAGGACAAAGGGCAAAGUCUUUUGAGUUAUUGUAGAUACAAUUUUCUGAUUAAAUGUGGAAAAAAGGCAGUUUGUUCUUUCUGCUUUUAUUGUAUUAACAGCUAAGGUAGCUAAAGUUAUUUAAAAUAAAAGUAAAUUCUAUGAUCUAAGCAGCUUAUUCUGCCCUUGAAAUCUCCAUGUAAAUAUUUCUGAUUUCUUGUAGAAAUUUAUUUCCUUCUGUUUAGUUUUAUGCUUUUAAUAUCACACUUGAUUUUUCUAAAUUUUUUGUGUAUAAAAUAUAACUUGUUAAUUGAAUUGCAGUUCUGAAACAUUUGGCUAUUUCAAUAUUUUAAUAACUGUGAUGCCAUUUAUGGAUUUACUUUAAGAAUUUACAACCAAUAAUGUCACUGCCAGAAAGUGCCGUCCCCUGCCUCAAGGGGGACCAGUAGCUAUGCUAUAUUGAAGAGUCCCAUGGGGCGAACUGACUUAUUCCAGAGAACUAUACUAGGAGCUAUUCUUAUGAGUAAAUGUCAAAAUUACAUAGGUUUCUUGAAUAAAGGGAAAAAUUAGUUCUCAAAGAAAACCUCACUUUUCAGGUUUUAAGUUUAGGAUUUGAAUUACCAUCAAUCCAGACAUAAUUGUUUCUAUAUCAGGCCGGGAAAAAUCUACCUCCUGCUAUAGGGCUAAUUUUAUCCCUUUCCAUUAUCCCUCCCUCCCAUAAGGGAUCCAAUGGACCCAUUUCCUGCCUUUAGAAAUGUCACUGUGAGAAUAGAAAAGCUUGAGAAUGGUGUUAUGAAAGAACCAGAGGUAGCAUCAUCAGCUUCCCUGGGCCAACAAAUGAUAUUCUCCACCCCUACUACCUCUGCUUUCUGGGCAAAAGAAAUGUUUAAGAACAAAGAACGUAGAUUCCACGAUUAAAGAAGAAGCCAUUUUCUUAGCUCUUACCCUCCUUCCUAGCCAGUUCCUCCCAGUUUCAAACAUCUUCACCUAAUAUAGAAAAUAAUUUGUUCAGAAAAUGUAAUGAAUGAAAAGAUGAAGGAAGAGCUAACAAUGGGUAGUAACCGCAAAUCAAAAAUGACAUCCUCAAUUAUAAAUAUGACCUCCUUAAAUUCUUCACGAACUUCAUCCUUGAUCUAUUCAUUCCCGGCCUGACUGCCCAGCCCUGCAUUACUCUACCCCUCCAUCUCAUUGCCCUAUUACCCUGAGGAGGAGACAAGGGAGAUUUUCUCUUUUGUUUGUCACAUAUAGAUGUGCAAUCAGACUUCAGGGUGUUCAACUCUCACUUUAGCAUUCCAAGCGAAGUUUCCUGGCUGACUGCUUUUGUAUAAGGAACUAGAAAAAAAAGUAGAGAAUACAGAAGAUGCCAACAUAAGACAGCACCUCCCCCAUCCCAAUCCAGCUGCACCUUAAAGUAUGCAUGUCACCUUAAAAGUUUUUAUAGUUGCACUGUUUGUUUUAUGUUUGUACAGUUUAAAAUGAUUGCUAAAUUUGAGGAAAAUAAAAUUGCUUGCACCUA